CAAAAACUCAACUUGUCCGAGGUGAGUGGAGGGACCACUACUAUUCAUUUCUUCCCGAAUCUUCAUUGGCCCAAAAAAUUGGCAUCCUCGUAGUAUGAUUUCCAAUUUUCUUCUCAGAACCAGUUUUGAUAAGCUGAUCUCUCCUCCACCAGAACUUCACCACUAUGUCGUGUUUGGCAUCUUGCUUUGCUUCUUUGACCUGCGGUCUUUGCACCUCGGUGGCGUCUGUGAUCAGCAGCCGCUCUGCUAGGCUCGGCUACUGUCUCAUCUUCGGAUUCUCCUUGGUUGUCUCUUGGCUUCUCCGUGAAUUCGCGGCUCCCCUCCUCAAGAAUUUCUCAUGGAUAAGCAAUUCACACAGUCACCAUGAUGAGUGGUAUCAAAUGCAAGCAGUGCUUCGCGUUAGCUUGGGGAACUUUUUGUUUUUUGGAGUUCUUUCUCUCAUUAUGAUUGGGGUGAAAGAUCAAAAUGAUAGGCGUGAUUCAGUGCAUCAUGGUGGAUGGGUUUUAAAGUUUGCUGUUUGGGUUGUGCUCCUUAUUCUCAUGUUUUUCCUCCCAAACGCCAUGAUUAAUUUUUACGCAAUCAUUUCAAAGUUUGGUGCUGGACUAUUUCUUGUAAUUCAAGUAAUACUUUUAUUGGAUGCCACACUCUCAUGGAAUGAUGCAUGGGUAGCCAAAGAUGAGCGGAAGUGGUAUAUCGCUUUACUAGUUGUAUCUGUUGCUUGCUACCUAGCAACAUAUGCCUUUUCAGGCAUACUAUUUAUUUGGUUCAAUCCUUCCGGGAAUGACUGUGGAUUGAAUGUAUUCUUCAUUGUUAUGACCAUGAUUCUUGCGUUUGUGUUUGCUGUCAUCGCCUUACACCCAAGGGUAAAUGGAAGCCUGUUGCCUGCCUCCGUGAUAUCUAUAUACUGUGCUUAUCUGUGCUACACGGGUCUUUCUAGUGAACCUAGAGAUUAUGUGUGCAAUGGCCUCCCCAACAAAUCAAAAGCAGUUACCAUUAGUACUCUUAUUCUUGGGAUGCUUACUACUGUUCUCUCAGUUCUGUAUUCUGCUCUUCGUGCUGGCUCUUCAACUGCUUUUCUCUCACCACCAUCUUCUCCCAAAACAGAUAAGAGACCACUUCUUCAAACUGAUGAAGAUGUGGAGUCAGGUGGUAAAGGUAAAAGAGAAGUGGAAGCACGGCCAGUGAGUUACUCAUAUUCAUUCUUCCAUCUCAUAUUCACACUGGCCAGCAUGUAUUCCGCCAUGCUUCUGUCCGGGUGGACAAGCAGUUCAGAGAGCUCUCAACUUAUAGACGUGGGUUGGACCUCGGUUUGGGUUCGUAUAUGCACCCAGUGGGUCACUGCUGCUCUAUACAUUUGGUCACUCACCGCUCCUCUCAUCUUCCCUGAUCGUGAAUUCUACUGAUUCUGGUUCAGUUCAUGUGUUAGAUGGAUUCACAGUAUAGACUAUCAGUCCAUCUCUCCUGUUAAUAUGUGUGGAUGUUCAUAAUGAUUUUUCUGGGACAAAUUUAGUAGCUAAACAGGGUGGUCUUUCACUGCGUUUUAUCAUUUCUGUAGUUUGUGGGGGAAACUGCUCAUAUCAAAUAUCUCGAGUUUGUGACAGAUGAUAUAUGCGUAACUUGUAAUAAGUGGUUGCUUGACAAAUGAUCUCAUGAUCUGAUUCGUAGCAGUUUAUCAGGAUUUCAGUAAAAAGCUGGGGAGAUUUACCUGGACCAAACAUGAUUUUUUCCCCAAAUAGGACCAUCUUGUUUAAACAUCCUUAAAUAGGACUUUUUAUUAGUGAUUGGACCAAAUUACCCCUCACAUCCUUUAUCACUGCUGCCCAGGGACUGCCGGACCGCUGCCUGCCGUCGGACCUCCGGCCACUGCUGCCUGCGCCCUAUAUGUGGAUAGUGGAUACCCCGCUGGAUUGAAAAAUAUAUUUUGUUUUUAUUUUAGUUGAUAUUACUUUUAUUCUGAUUUAAGUUUCUCAUUGAAAAAUGACAUGAUCAUCUAGACAGUAAUUAAACAAGAUAAUUCGAGUAUACUUUGAGAAAUAGUUUUAAUGUGUAUGUAACAUUAUUUUAAACAUUUAAUGACUAAUUUGUCCUCUAAUGGUG
Messenger RNA from Cuscuta epithymum, 2097 nucleotides. NCBI's taxonomy places the organism in Eukaryota, Viridiplantae, Streptophyta, Magnoliopsida, Solanales, Convolvulaceae. The record is from the annotation of a GenBank genome assembly.